AUCACUAUAUCCAAGCUCGUCACUUUGCUCAAGAAGAGCAAGAACCCAUCUUUCUCUGCUAAAACCCCGAAGUUUCUUUCACAUUCCAAACCCAAAUGGCUACUCUUUUUACUUCUUCUUCUUCUUUGUUUCAAUCAAUGGCUAGUCUACCAUCUACCUUUUUGGCAAAGCCCCACAUCUCCAAGCUUUCAUCUGACUCGUCUAAUUUCUUGAACCCAUGUAAGAAUUUGAGACCCAUUUCGAUUGCGAUCAGACCCAGAAACAAGGAUUAUGGUGUAAAGAUGUCAUGGGAUGGUCCACUUUCUUCGGUCAAGUUGAUCAUACAGGGAAAGCAUUUGGAGUUGACAGAACCAAUCAAGAAGCAUGUGGAAGACAAAGUUGGAAAGGCAAUCUCAAAGCACAGUCACCUGGUGAGGGAAGCUGAUAUUCGGUUGUCUGUUCGAGGUGGAGACCUUGGAAAAGGCCCAAAGAUCAGGAGAUGUGAGGUCACUUUGUUCACAAAGAAGCAUGGAGUGUUCAGGGCCGAGGAAGAAGGGGAGACGCUUAUUGCUAGCAUAGAUCUGGCAGCUUCUAUCAUCCAGAGGAAGUUGAGGAAAAUCAAGGAGAAGGUAUCAGAUCAUGGCCGUCACAUGAAAGGCUUUAACAGAUUGAAAGUCAGGGAGGCUCAAAUACCUGUGGAAGUGGAAGAAGAAGAUCCCCAGGAGGAGGAGGAAGACUUAUUGGAUGAGGUUGUCCGUACAAAAUACUUCGACAUGCCACCUUUGACAGUCGCUGAAGCAGUGGAUCAACUGGAAAACCUUGAUCAUGACUUCUAUGCUUUCAGAAAUGAAGAAACUGGUGAGAUUAACAUCCUAUACAGAAGAAAAACAGGAGGCUAUGGGGUUAUUAUACCCAAAGGAAGUGGGAAAGCUGAUAAAGUGGAGAAUGGGGUGGUAGAACGAGCUAGAGAAUCUUCCAUGGCAGAAUAAGUAGGACUAGCAAAGUGCAGCACUUGUGUAUAGUUAUGUUCCUAAUGAUCCGUAGGAUUUCUAUCAGCAACAGUGAUUUGAAAGCUCAGGCCUCAUGAGACAAUAGUUGAUUAAGUGUUAAAGAGGCAUAGUUUUGUAAUGUAUGAACAAAAAUUUCUGAUAUACAGAUUACAAGCAUCAUUUUAUUGUUGCCCUA
Molecule: messenger RNA, 1164 nt
Organism: Rosa rugosa (rugosa rose)
Lineage: Eukaryota; Viridiplantae; Streptophyta; Magnoliopsida; Rosales; Rosaceae
Product: ribosome-binding factor PSRP1, chloroplastic
Exons: 4
Coding region: 96-968 (290 amino acids)
Biological process (GO): primary metabolic process; negative regulation of translational elongation
Cellular component (GO): cytosolic small ribosomal subunit
Molecular function (GO): ribosomal small subunit binding
Source: RefSeq, a predicted model, not a curated record